Molecule: messenger RNA, 1532 nt
Organism: Hemicordylus capensis (graceful crag lizard)
Lineage: Eukaryota; Metazoa; Chordata; Lepidosauria; Squamata; Cordylidae
Gene: GTF2F2
Product: general transcription factor IIF subunit 2
Exons: 9
Coding region: 115-903 (262 amino acids)
Biological process (GO): transcription by RNA polymerase II; transcription initiation at RNA polymerase II promoter
Cellular component (GO): transcription factor TFIIF complex
Source: RefSeq, a predicted model, not a curated record
CGCGGGACGGAAGGACUUUUGGCUGCCCGAAGCCGCCGUAGCUCGGAGUGCAUCGCUGAUUCCUGUUCGGGUAGCUGCCAUUGCUCGGUGUUUGUGGAGACCACCAGUGCUGCCAUGAGCGAGAAGGGGGAGCUCGACCUGACGGGGGCCAAGCAGAACACGGGCAUGUGGCUUGUCAAGGUCCCAAAAUAUUUAUCUCAGCAAUGGAAUAAAGCUUCAGGAAGAGGUGAAGUAGGAAAGCUAAGAAUUGCCAAGAAUCAAGGAAGAACAGAAGUAUCUUUCACUUUGAAUGAAGAUCUUACCAACAUUGAUGAUAUUGGUGGGAAGCCAACUUCUGUCAGUGCACCCAGGGAACAUCCUUUUCUUUUGCAAAGUGUGGGAGGACAGACAUUAACUGUGUUUACAGAGAGCUCCACAGAGUGCCAGACAGAUGAAAAAUCUGAGAGCAGCAAUACUGAAAAACUAUCAUUGGAAGGAAUAGUGGUCCAGCGUGCAGAAUGCAGACCUGAAGCUAGUGAAAAAUAUAUGAAUUUGAAAAGGCUGAAGAUAGAAGAAUCUUCUAAACCUGUAAGCUGGACAAAGCAGCUGGAUAGAGCUGUAACCACUAAUUACAAACCUGUUGGUAACCAUCAGUAUAAUAUUGAGUACGAGAAGAAGAAAAAAGAAGAUGGAAAACGGGCUCGGGCUGAAAAGCAACAAGUGUUGGACAUGCUUUUUUCAGCUUUUGAAAAACAUCAGUAUUACAAUAUUAAAGAUUUAGUGGACAUAACUAAACAACCAGUGAUCUAUCUGAAAGAAAUUUUAAGAGAAAUAGGCAUCUACAAUGUUAAAGGGACACACAAGAACACAUGGGAACUUAAGCCAGAAUAUAGACAUUACCAGGCUGAAGACAAGAGUGACUAGCAGAGCUGUUAAUCAAGCCAGCAAGGAAGCUGUCAGCUGUGGGAACAGGAAGGGCUGCCGCACAAUUCAUCCUUAAAAUGCUUAAAAUUUAUAACAAGCCCAGUUUCAUUUUUUGAAGAUGUUAUCAAGAACAUUCUGUAAGUGUGUGUUUUGGUUUCAACAAACAAAUUAUUUAUAGAAUAAACUUGUACUAGAUUUCUUUAAGGUUUGACUUUUUAUUGUAGUAUUUUGCAUUUUGUAAAAAAUAUAACCUUGUUAGUAAAGGGACCACACACACUAUUUAUUGUAGGAUUGAGUUUAUCCCCUUACUAAAAUCUUAACUGGUCCUGAAUCUUGGGGUAAAGCUGAACCCCAAGACCAUAUCAUGUGGUGCUGUGCAACUAUUCAGGAUCAUGCUUUACCAAGAAUAAACAGAAGUGAAACAUUUUUAAUAGUGUUUGAAAGCAAAAGAGCGGGGAUAAUGUUUUUGGUACACAAUGAGUGGUACAGAGAGGAAAUUACAACUUAAUCAUUGAGGAAAACCUUUAUUUUUAGUACAAUAAGAAACAAUCUAAUGUGUUUUUUCUAUUAAAGUAAAUGUUUUGUUUCAUUAAACUGUUAAUAAAAGCAGCUUUUUAAUUUGUACCAAU